AUGGACAAAGAUGCUCUGCGCUCUCUUAUAAUGAGCAGCAACAGCAGUAAAAAGAUAAGGAAAAGCAACAGAAUAGAUGACAUGCUCUUUGGAACGCUUCUUGACGAACAGUGCAGAACUGCCUUAAGUGUUCAGAAAAAGUAUAGCGAGUAUUUGAAGCCAGCUAAGACCAAAGGACACCAGAAAAUAAAAAUAGAAAAAGAAUCAGAGACAGAAAAAGUAAAGAAUGAUGAAAUACUGCAUAGAUACAAAGAUGAAAUACUAUCUGUUCUACGGGAAAACAGCGCAGUCAUAAUAAAAGGAGGCACAGGAGCAGGAAAAACAACACAAAUUCCAAAAAUCCUUCUGGAGAUAUUGCCAGCGGGGAAAAUCAUUGGGUGCACACAGCCCAGAAGGGCAGCCGCUAUUUCUGUUGCAGAACGGAUGAAAAAUGAGCUGGCAAGUCGAGAUAUCGGAUACUCUGUUAGAUUCAGCGCAAAAAAAGGAGAAAAAAUAAAGUACAUGACCGAGGGCAUACUUCUACGAGAAAUAGCACGGGACAGGAAUUUAGAUAGCUACUCCAUCAUAAUACUUGAUGAAAUACACGAGAAAACAGUCGAGUCACUGAUACUUCUGAAGUACUUGCUGCUGCUUACCAGAAAAAGACCAGAUUUGAAGCUGGUUCUGAUGAGUGCCACCUUAGAAGAAGAUACGAUGCAGGAAAUAGGCCCGUACCCUGUGGUGGAGAUAGAAAGCACUAAAUACCCCGUUGAAAUCUGCUAUCUUAACGAGCUUCCAUGCGACUACAUUAUGAGUGUGGUUGAGAAAGUGCUUUCAGUGUGCUCUGAUUUUGAAAACAUUUUAGUGUUUCUGACGGGCCUGGAAGACAUAAAAAUAGUUUACAAUUUGCUUUCUGAGAGGAUAAAAGAGUACAAACUGCUCAUCAUGCACUCAAGAAUGAGCACAAAUGAACAGAUGAGUGUAAUACAAGAAAAAGGGCCAAAGUGCAUCCUUUCUACCAACAUCACAGAAACAUCGAUAACUAUCCCAGACAUAAAGUAUGUAAUAGACUGCGGGAUGUGUAAGCACAUGGUGUACGAUGCCGUACGGAAUGUGAAAGUCAUGAAGAUAGCACCGAUACAGAAGGUGCAGGCGGUGCAGAGAGCAGGAAGAACGGGAAGAACAGGGGAAGGCGUGUGCUGCAGAAUGUACACUGAAAGAGCGUUCAACUCCCUGAAGAAAUCAUCAGUUAGCAAGCUGGAAAUGGAAGACCUGGAGUAUUUCAUAUUCACAUCGAUACAGCUGGAGCUGCCAAUAUCACCGCACGAGAACGUGCGGGCAGCAAUAAACAGAAUGGAAAAAUGCAAAGUUGUAGAGAAUUUUAAACUUACGCUUUUGGGAGAGAAAGUCAGGCAGCUGCCUCUGUCAGUCACGCACUCAAUCUUUUUGCUAGAAGGAAAAAAGAACAACUGUGCCUGGGAAGUAUCCGUCAUUCUGAGCAUGAUCGAAGUGCUUAGCGCACAGAACACAAAACUCAACGAGCUGCUAGACCACUCAGAGGCAGAACAAGUAAGAGAGAGCGACCAUUUAUUUUUAUUACACCUGUAUGUAAGAGAAAAAUCAAAGAUGAAGUCAAAAAUGAAAAUAAACAUCCAAAAGGCAGAUAAGAUACUAAGCCAGCUGUGCAACAUCAUGCACAUCAAGAACGAAAGCAGUGGCAUAAGCAAAGACGUGCAGAGAAGUGUGGCCAAAGCGCUUAUUACAUCGCACAGGCACAAUCUAUGCAUGAGAAUAGGCCAGACUUACAAAGAAAUGAGCACGGGCGUGGAGUGCGUUAUUUCAUCAUCUUCGCUCCUGCAAAAAACAAGCCACACUGUAAAUUACUUGGUAUACAACGAGAUAAUAGAGAUAUGCAGGCCUGUGCUGAAUAUCGUAACAAAGGCAUCAUUUGAUGAGAUAAAAGAGACAGAAAAGAGCUAA
Molecule: messenger RNA, 1959 nt
Organism: Nematocida minor
Lineage: Eukaryota; Fungi; Microsporidia
Product: pre-mRNA-splicing factor ATP-dependent RNA helicase DHX38/PRP16
Exons: 1
Coding region: 1-1959 (652 amino acids)
Biological process (GO): mRNA splicing, via spliceosome
Cellular component (GO): spliceosomal complex; intracellular anatomical structure
Molecular function (GO): RNA binding; ATP binding
Source: RefSeq, a predicted model, not a curated record